Scomber japonicus (chub mackerel) is the source of this 3097-nucleotide messenger RNA. RefSeq names its product NOP14 nucleolar protein homolog (yeast) (gene nop14). The record is from RefSeq and is a predicted model, not a curated record. Gene Ontology annotation, biological process: maturation of SSU-rRNA. The coding region runs from base 136 to 2748 and encodes 870 amino acids. The transcript has 19 exons. NCBI's taxonomy places the organism in Eukaryota, Metazoa, Chordata, Actinopteri, Scombriformes, Scombridae. Gene Ontology annotation, cellular component: Noc4p-Nop14p complex; small-subunit processome; nucleolus.
UGGCAGCCCGGUGAAACAACGUGGACAGUUAAAGAAUAAAGUGUUAUUUAUUAAAGUCAGAGUUGGCACAGAGUGACUCUCACAUGUUUUCUUUCGUCUGGAUUUGAUAACUCGACUCAUCAACCCGGAAAAAAGAUGGGGAAGGCACCUAAAAAGAGGAGUCUUGCUGACAAGGUCCGCAAGACCAAGACCUCCACUGAGAUCAAGAACAACCCCUUUGAGGUGAAAAUCAACAGGAAGAAAUUUGAUGUUCUGGGGAGGAAAACGAAGCACGAUGUGGGUCUGCCAGGUGUGUCUCGAUCCAAAGCCAUCAAUAAGAGAAAAGAAACCCUCCUGAAGGAAUACAAACACAAAAACAAGUCCAACAAAUUAAUUGACAAACGAUUUGGAGAGUAUGACACCAAGAUGGCACCAGAAGACAAAAUCCUAAAGAGGUUUGCAAUGGAGAGGCAGCGUGUCCAUGAUAAGAAGGAUGUGUACAACCUGAACGAGGAGGAGGAGCUGACUCAUUAUGGCCAGUCAUUGGCUGAAAUGGAGAAAUUCAACGACCUCGUGAACAGCGAUGAUGAAUCAGAAGAGAAAGGUCUUUUGUCGGCUGAGCUGACUGCCUCCCAUUUCGGAGGAGGAGGGGGCCUCCUCAGAAAGAAGACAGGGGGGGAGCAAGAGGAGGAAGGAAGCCACAGGGCCAAGUCCCGGCAGGAACUCAUUGAAGAGCUCAUCCAGAAGUCUAAGCAGGAAAAGCGGGAACGACAGGUGCAGAAAGAGGAGGCGCAGGAGCUGACUGAGAAGCUGGAUCAGGACUGGAAGAGCAUCCAGGCUCUGAUGGUGAAGAAGACGCCCAAAGCUGACAAACCAGAUGAGAAACCCAAGCUGGAACAAUAUGACAUGAUGGUGAGAGAGCUCGGCUUCGAGAUGAAGGCUCAGCCCUCUGAGAAGAUGAAAACCCCAGAGGAGCUCGCCAGAGAGGAGAGGGAGAAGCUGCAGAAACUUGAGGCUGACCGUCUGAGGAGGAUGAUGGGAGAUGAAGUAGACGACAGCGCACAGAAACCAACCUACAUGUCUGCUGAUGACCUCAAUGAUGGCUUCAUCCUUGACGAUGACGAUAAGAAGACCCUGUCUUAUCAGGACGGAAAAUGGAACAUUGGAGAGGACUCUGAGGAAGAAAAGGAUGAAGAUGGCGAAGAGGGAGAGGCUGAUGAGGAGGAAUCAGAGGAAGAGGAGGAAGACGGGGAUGAAGAAGAAGAAGAAGAGGAGGAAGGGGAUGAGGAAGAGGAGGGCAGCAGUGACGAAGAAGAAGAAGAUGGCCACUCAGACUUGGAGUCAGAGCAAGACAGUGAGGAUGAAGAGAGACAACAGGAAGAAAAGGAGACCAGCGCCAAAGCGAAGAAGACUCUGACCAAAGAGGAGAUAAAGGCUCAGCAGGAUGCAGCUAAAGCAGAGCUCCCAUACACAUUUACUGCUCCAGAGAGCUACAGCGAUCUCACAGAUUUGCUCCAUGGACACACCCCUGACAACCAGCGCCUCAUUGUGGCCAGGACUCAGAAAUGCAACCACCCUGGUUUGGCUGUAGGCAACAAACUGAAACUGCAGAAACUCUUUGGCUUUCUGUUAGAGUACAUCGGAGAACUGGCCACCAGGACUCCACCUGAACUCACCACCAUAGAUAAGCUCAUACCAGAAUUGUACGGUCUGUGUCAGAUGUUUCCAGAAGCAGCCUGUAAGGCCAUGCAGAGCACCAUUGCAGAUUCUGCUCAUAGCAUGGAGGAGGUGCUGGAGGUCAAAGGGCAUGCUGCUUUCCCACCACUAGAUAUGCUGAUUUACCUGAAGGUGACGGCAUUGCUGUUUCCUACCUCAGACUUCAGACACCCAGUCACAACUCCAGCACUACUGUACAUCAGCCAGGGUCUCACCAAGUGUCCAGUGAGAUCAUUACAAGACGUAACAUCAGGUUUGGUCCUGUGCUGUCUGGCAGUAGAGUACGUCUCUUUUUCAAAGCGCUUCCUGCCUGAGCUCAUCAACUUCCUGGCUGGAACGCUACACCUGGCCGUGCAAGACAAGACCUCUCUAGGACUCUCUGUGGUGCCACCAUUUAGGUCAACAGGGAAGUACAAUGAUCUGCUGGUGUUGUCAGACUCAGAGUCCUCCAAGAGCUGGAGCAAGAAGAGCCUGCCGCUGUCUUACACACAACACCUUGAACUGAAAAGUGACCUCGACAGAGAUCACCACAGGUUGAUGUGUCUGUCUACCUGCCUGGACCUGGUGAAGCGAUGCUGCCUGCUCUACAAAGACCUCACAUCAUUCACACACAUCUUUGAGUCAAUCAGAACGCUGCUAUCAAAACAUCUCACAGCUCAAACAUUACCAGAGCCAUUAAAGGAGCUUCACAGUGAGAUCGUGGAGGCCAUCAGCAGUGCUCCUGUGACUCACAGUCGGUUGGUUUUUGAGAAGAAGAAACCCAUUCCUCUGAAGCUACUCACACCCAAGAUUGUUGAAGUAUUGGACUAUGGAAAGAAACGUGGCAGCACAAAAGAAGAGAGAGAGAAGGAGCGAUUGCAACACAAAUUCAAGAAGGAAUUCAAGGGAGCUCUGAGGGAGAUCAGGAAGGACUCACGCUUCUUGGCCAGAGAGAAACUCAACGAAGUUAUGAACAGAGAUGCAGAGAGAAAGAGGAAAGUAAAGGAGCUCUUUGGCAGUUUGGCCACUCAGGAGGGAGAGUGGAAGGCCCUGAAGAGGAGGAAGAGGAAGUGAAAUACAGACACUUCAUCAUUGAUUCUCUCCAUUAUCUGUUCUCUGUUAAAGAGACUUUUCUCAUUCAGCUGCGGAUAAGAACCCGAACAAGGUUGAAAUUUGUUGAUGUUUGUUUUUGUACUUUAUUUUUUAUCAUGAGACAGUAUAAAUUCAACUUCCUUCUCACAGCACACAUUUUAUACUGUUUUAGAAAUAGCUGUCAGCAGUGCACAUCAAGUUGUCAAACACUCUGAUGUAGGCGUUUGACAGUCAGAUACUGCUGUUGGAAGUGUCAGUCUACACAGCAGUGAAUAUUUGGUUUGCAAUCUCCUUUUUUCCCUCACAGAGUCCAUCAAUAAAAUGUGCUCAA